CAUAGUUGCAGCAAGUCAAAACACGACGACGUCAUGGCAGGUCGAUCCUGAGCUACCUUGUAUGGUGACGAAACUCGUCUUUUUGGUACAGUUUACGCUAGUUUCUUCUUCCACAAGUUGUUUUCGAAAUGUCGGCAGCUGCUGUUAAGAGAGUAGUGUUUGGCAGCUCUCAGGAGAGGGAACUCUUUCCUCUCCACUAUGCACCAGACCGGCUGGGAAACCAAAUGGCGCGACCGCCAGCGCCUCACGUCGGCCCUGGCUGCUAUGACAACCAUGAGUUUGGCACCAUUCUCUACGACUUACAGAGGACACCGGGGAGUAAGAAAGGAUAUGGUCUCUCUGCGAGGACUGCUGCACGCUUUCCGCCCUGUAGCAAGACAGCGACCCCUUCCCCACAGCAGUACCAGCAGGAUCAAAGCCAGUCCAGAGGCCCCCCUCCUAGCAAAACACCUUUCAACUCUACCACGGAGAGGUUCAGAAGCACGUCACGUACAGCUGAGGACAGCCCAGGGCCCGGGACCUACGCUCAUGAUACAGUAACAAACAGGAAAGUGAGCUGGCCCAUGUGCUUCGGGAACCCAGACUGGUCCAGACUGCCUCAGACGCAGAAGAAGUCCCUCAGGGUGAAGCUAAACCAAGAAAAGGAUUUCCUGAAGCACAGAAGCAAGGUGGCCUACCUGAGUUUGUACUACUAACUCUAAAGCUGAUGGAUGAAGUCCCACUGGGAUACUGAUGUAAAAUGGUGCCUUUGUCAAAUUAUUUACCUUAUCAUUUACAGACAUUUCAUGGGCUGUCAGAAGAAAAGUAAGAUAUCAAGGGUAAAAAAACAAACUAAUUUCUUUAUUUACAAAAUGACUGAUUUCUGUAAGGGUGGUAUAUUACACCAUAUUUUUUACCAAGUUAGUGCUUGCUGAAAAGUAACGCAACA
This is a messenger RNA of Etheostoma cragini (Arkansas darter), 928 nucleotides long. RefSeq names its product protein pitchfork-like. The transcript has 5 exons. Gene Ontology annotation, molecular function: cytoskeletal protein binding. Gene Ontology annotation, cellular component: ciliary basal body. The record is from RefSeq and is a predicted model, not a curated record. Gene Ontology annotation, biological process: regulation of cell projection organization. Bases 129 to 695 code for a protein of 188 amino acids. Lineage: Eukaryota; Metazoa; Chordata; Actinopteri; Perciformes; Percidae.